GUAAACAUUUCAUCUGCUCGUGAUUACUCCAACAUGUGGUUGAUGCUAGAAAUCUCUCGAGACCUUUUGCUGAUCUUGAAGACCUUCAUUUUGUCCUUUGCGGCAGAGUUAUUCAAAAAUUUGUGGCGUUUUCUGGUUCCUACGUACAAAGACCUCAGCAAUGACGUGAUCUUAAUCACCGGUGCCGGUGCUGGAAUCGGCCGUUUAAUGUGUUUGGAGUUUGCCCAGUAUUGUCCAACUCUGAUCGGCCUGGAUGUGAAUAAAGACACCCUAAACGAAACAGCACGUGCGGUUGCAAGGCUGGGAGGUCCAGUUCUUCGUACUUAUCGCGACGCUGUAACGAGCAGAUCCCGAGACGAUAUAAAUCAAACCGUCGCACGAGUACUCCGAGAGGUUGGUCGUGUAACCAUACUUGUCAACAACGCUGGCGUAGUCAGCGGCAAGCAGAUUCUAGAUCUGAAACCGGUGGAUAUCGAUGACACUUUCCAAGUGAAUGUUAUUUCGCACAUCUAUAUGCUUCAAGCCCUUCUACCCUCAAUGAUGGGUUCCGAUGGAAGAGUAGGCGAUGUUGUGGGUUCAUCAGAUUCGGUUCCACGGGGGCAUAUAGUCACGAUCGCGUCACUAGCGUCUGUGAUACCAAAUCCCGGCUUGGCUGAUUAUUGUGCAUCCAAGGCUGCCGCUCUGAUGCUGUCUGACGCUUUGGAGCUGGAAUUGAGGGUGGCCAACCUUGAAAAGCACAUCCACGUGACGCGCGUUUGUCCCUUUUUCAUCAACACACAGAUGUUUGAAGGAUGUAGUUCAUCGUUAUCGUGGCUGUUUCCGGUGGUUGACGCUGACUACUGUGUCCGGCAAAUCGUUAAGGCUGUACGUGCCAAUGAACGUCUAGUUUUCAUCCACCGGUGGCAAUUCCUGGUCGCUGUCUUGUACUGGAUAGUACCACGUAACACAAUUUAUCGCCUGUUUGACCUAUGUGGCACGAGUCAGUUUGUGUCGCAACUUCAGGAACACCGCAAAAGUAAACAAGAGGGGACUACAUCCGCACUCCCUUCUGCUCAGCUACCACCAUCUGAAUAGCGGCAGAUAACGGAAUGGAUGUAUUGCGACUGAGUAUUUUGAGAUUUUUUCACUAUUGAUUCAGUGCUAUUCUCCGUCUCUCCAUAAAUCCGCUUUGUUUCGAUUCAACUAACCGCCCGCCACCUAUCCCCACUCUCUCUAGUCAGUUUGUUUAUGCUAUUCUGUUUACGCUUUUUAACCGAUGUAAAGUACUUGAGUACGAAAGGUCCUGUGACUUUGGGCUGUCGUGCUCAAGUACACGCAACACCCCGACCCAUUUAAAUCUCUGAACAUUUGCCCCCCCCCCUCAUCUGAAAGCUGCCCUAUUCGAUUUUUCGAUGUUGCACUGCAACUAGUGUGCCAUUUCGACGGAGACGGACCAUCGACCGUGUGCAAUCAAUUAGCCCACUAUUGAUAGCUUUUCUAGCAAUAAACUUUCGUAUCCAUCAGCAACGUUUUUGGAUUCCGAUUCGUCCAAAUUUAUGAAGUGCUCUACUUGGGCUCGUGCCAAACUGUUUCAUAUUAAUUUGGUGAUAUUAGUAUUCAUUUACACGUUACGUUUUAUG
This is a messenger RNA of Opisthorchis viverrini, 1619 nucleotides long. RefSeq lists its product as hypothetical. Lineage: Eukaryota; Metazoa; Platyhelminthes; Trematoda; Opisthorchiida; Opisthorchiidae. The record is from RefSeq and is a predicted model, not a curated record. The coding region runs from base 34 to 1074 and encodes 346 amino acids. Gene Ontology annotation, cellular component: lipid droplet. Gene Ontology annotation, molecular function: oxidoreductase activity, acting on the CH-OH group of donors, NAD or NADP as acceptor. The transcript is spliced from 6 exons.